Molecule: messenger RNA, 1680 nt
Organism: Penicillium robsamsonii
Lineage: Eukaryota; Fungi; Ascomycota; Eurotiomycetes; Eurotiales; Aspergillaceae
Product: AMP-binding enzyme domain protein
Exons: 2
Coding region: 1-1680 (559 amino acids)
Biological process (GO): secondary metabolic process
Molecular function (GO): CoA-ligase activity
Source: RefSeq, a predicted model, not a curated record
AUGAUUUUCCGCUCACGCCUCCCACUGCCCCCUGUUCCCCAAUGUGAUGUAUUCAACUACAUCUUCCACCACAGUCGGCGAAAUUACCCGCGCGAUCGUGUGCUCUAUAGCGUGGAUGGAACCGACGAACAAUUGACUUUGGCAGAACUGGAGGACCAGAGCCGACGUCUGGCCCGCACUCUCCACGCCCAAUAUGAUAUCAAACCACAAGAUGUUAUAGCAAUAUUUGCCCGUGACAAGAUCCAGUAUCCCAUAGCAUACUUCGGGGCUAUGGCUGCGGGCGCCACUAUUGCCCUAAUCCCAGUGCAAGCAACCAGCGCCGUCAGCGAUAUCGCCCGCCAUUUGCAGCAAACAAACGCUAAACUGCUCAUCACUGACAGCGAUAUGCUGUCAGUGGCGGAGGCCGCAUCCCUCCUGCUAAAUAAGCAGACUUUGCAUUUUGUCACUCUUGAUGAUGCUCCCACUAAUGAGUGUCCCUCGAUCGCCGCUCUUCUGAAAAUGACCGCAAACCACUGCCGAGAGCAUGUCUUUCAGCUGGACAGCCCUGAGGCCGUUGAUGCUCAUACGGGCUUUAUCAACCGCACGAGUGGAUCAACUGGUAACAUGAAAUGCGUCCUAGUCAGCCACGCACACUUCAUCGCCACCAUGGAAGGCACACGUGCCACCAUUCCCUCAAAUACAUCCCCAGACACAGACACCUGGCUCUCCCAACUAUCUCUGGGCUUUUUCAUCAACGCGAAGCUCAACAUGGGACUUAAUAUCCUGCUGGGAAUCCGAGUGAUCUUGGUCCCCUCCAAGCCAGACCUCGACGCGAUAUCAACAAUUGAUCUAAUCGCCCGCCACCGCAUCACCUUCCUCUUCGUCACGCCCCCAUUGGCAGCCCAGCUGGCCCGAACUGAUCCAUCACCAGCACAGACAGAGUCAAUCAAGUGGCUUCUUUCAGCUGGUGCACCAAUCCACGAGAAUAUGAGGGCGGCAGUAUCGCGUCGCUUCCACGACAUCCCUCUAAGUCUGGAACUCGGCACUGCAGAGACGAUGCUUGUAUCUAUGCAGUUUGACGAGGAUUCAUGCGCACCCGGCUCCACUGGGACCCUGGUGAGUGGAAACGAGGCCAAAGUCCUCGACUCGAUAACUGGUUUAGAGCAGAGUGGCUCGGGGCCCGAGUACUCGGGUGAAAUUCUCGUCCGUAACUCUGUUGCGCGUUAUCGCGGGUACCAGAACGAUGCAAAAGCGAAUGAAGCGGCUUUCGAUUCUGAUGGCUGGUUCCACACGGGCGACUUCGGGUACCUUGACGAUAAGGGGAAUGUGUUCAUUGUGGAUCGGAUGAAGGAGCUUAUCAAGGCUGGAGGUGGAUAUGGGGUGCAUGUGUCAGCAGCUGAGCUGGAGGCUGUUUUGUUCACUCAUGAGGCUGUAGAGAGUGUGGUCGUUUUGGGAGUGCGCGCGGAGGGCAAAGCUGGAGAUUUACCGACAGCGUUUGUGGUUCUUAAGGAGAAGUCUUGCGGACAAAGAGAGAUGGGCGAGGCAAAGCAAGGCAUUGUGAAGUUUGCUGAGGAGAGAUUGACAGGGUUGCAGAAGCUGACCGGAGGGGUCUACUGUCUUCCUGAGCUUCCCCGGACGGGGUUCAAGGUCAAUCGAAGAGCUUUGAGGGAGAUGGUCCAAGUUCACACGGCAUGUGCGUGA